UUUCGACAUCAAAAAAAGAAAGAGAAAAGAAAAGAAAGAGAAAAGAAAUCCAGUCGAAGGCGUAGUUGUAUGCGGCAAUGAAAGCACGCUCUCAAAUGCCAACAGUUGAAAAUAAUCUCUUCCCAAUAUACCCAUCAUUUCUUCUUAUCCCGCUCAGUGUAGUGGCUGUAGCCCACAAUUUACCGAUCCUUUCGACACUAACGAAUCUAAAAAAGAAAAGAAAAAAAAAUGUCCAAAACGAUGAAGGCGUCGUUGAAAGCGCGAUAUGAAGCGGACAAGGCGGCGGCGGCCGCUACCGUCGCCGCCAACGCCGGUGACCUGAGGCUCCGCGCUUCCAUGACGGACGCUACUGUUGUCAACGGCCCCAGCUUGAACGGAUUAGUUCUGGCUGUCGAGAAACCAGGUUCAUUCAUCAUCGACUAUAACGUCCCCAAAAAGGACUUUAGGUUUCAGUUCACGGAGACUGUUAGGGUUGCAGACAAGCGGUUGAACUUGAUGUAUAUUCACAGUAAAGGUGAUAAUCGGACAAUAUUAGACGGAACUUUGGUUUUUGACUCCGCAAAUAAAGUUUCGGCGAAUCACGUGCUCGGCUCGGGGAAUUGUAAGCUUAAAUAUAGUUACGUCCAUGCCGGUUUGACCACAUUCGAGCCAAGUUAUGAUUUCGCGAAAAACUCAUGGGAUUUUGCUGUGUCGAGGAAGGUGUAUGGGGAUGAUGUUCUGAGGGCUGCUUAUCAGACCUCGAGCAAGCAUUUGGCCCUUGAAUGGUCCAGGAAGUCUACAUUCAACGGCUCAUUUAAGGUAUUCUGCUGCAUCACGUUGUCAUUUUUAGUCCUCAUGCAGUUUGAUUUUAAAGAUUUUAGUGAAAUUGCUAUAGAAUUGAGUGUGGACUAACCGUUUUGAAGCUCGGUAUAGUAAGUGUUUGGUCACCAAACGGUAAUCCUCAAUAGCUUUAGUUUUGGAUUAUGUUGGGUACUAUGUUUGUAUACACACCUUCUUUUAGAAUCCCUUGCAAGUUGGCUCUGCAUAAAUGACUUCAUUUGAAUAAGUACUUGUUUUGUCGUCCCACUUCUCUGUGAAUUGUGACUUAUAUAUGUGGCUGUUGAAAUUCCUAUUUCAUCCUACAGAUAUACACUGUGAUAAAUGUCGGUGUUUGUUUGGAAACAUCUGUCAAAAUAUGUGGAAUCCAAAAUUUUGUUUGUAGUUAUCGAGAUGUGAAAUGUGUUGUCGUUUUUGGUGCUACUCAGAAUAUGUAGUAGGUUCUUGGUAUUGUUUGUACAUUAAAAAUUUUCUAUGUCAAUAUGCCUGCAUAUGUAUACUUGUGUGAAGCGGUGUAAUUUUCUGACACAUUCAAUUGCUUUAUUGGCAUUCGUAUUAUUUUUCUCCUUUUUUCGAUUGAUGUUGACAUUUGUCAACUGUUAAAUCAGCUUCUAGAACAUGGAUGUAGUCGCUUAUGUUGGUUAUUAGAAGAGGUUUACUUUUUGUGGCAGUCUUCAAAAAUGGUCUGGGGAAUAAAAGGGGAAAUUGUGCUUGUUUGUGCACACAAACAGUUUCUUCCCAAGUUUUGGUAUGGAUGUUAAUGAGUUAAGUUUUUUUUUUUCCCCUUCUUUUGAAAAGUGUACCUGUACAUAAUUAAUGUAAGGUACCUAAACUAUUACAUCGCAUUCUAGUGAAUUCAAGAUUGUGCAUAUUGCUAAUAUCACUUCUAUCCACUUUAAUCAGUGUACAAGUUUGAAACGUUGAAAUUAAAUCAGCUAACAGAAGAUGAACUUCCUGACCCUCUAUUGAGCCAAGUUAAAAAGCUUUGUGGAACUCAUGAGUCGUGAUUUUCGAUUGUUGGAUGAUCUCAUGCCAUCCGUAACUCUCCGAUUAGAAGUAAAUCGUGCUACUAAUUUCUGUGAUCAACUUGGAUUUUAAUUGUUUUUUUUUUUUUUUUGGUUGGAUGCAAUGAUAGUUCCUGUAAUUUAAGAUUGUUAUGGUGUUGAGUGUUGACUGCUCUUUGGGAUGCUCUUGGUAAUUGUAAUUAGAUGCCCUAUUAACUUUUUUACCCUUAUGGAAUGUGUAGAAAAUUGCAAGUUUAGCUGGCUUUUGGUGUCUCUUUCUUGAGACAUAUUGAGUGACAACACUUUAGUAUGGGGUUUUCUUGUGGUUUUUUGGUCAGUGGUGUUCCAGGGUUCAACAUCUGAUUAUCAUCUAACUGACGUUGUUCUAUAAUUUUCAGAGUCAUAGUUGCAAUAAUAGCAGACAUUAGUUGAUGUGGGGCAAACUUUAGAUGGCAGUCUGAAACAAUGUUUAGUUAGUUUAACUUAGAUGAUGAUAUGAUUUCUUCUAGGUGGCCGAUUUGUGCAAAUAUAUUCCUGUUUAGGUGGUUGUCAACAUGAAUGAGACUUUGUUUUCACUAAGCCACUACUUGAUAUUGUUAUUCUCUAUACUUCCAGGUUUCAGCAUCUGUGAAUUUGGCAGAUGAACAGAAAACACCCAAGUUAACUGCCGAGAGUAUCUGGGAUUUUGAAAUGUGAUUCUACUACAACCAUGGUGCCUGUCUGCUCCACUACCCAUACAGGUCUAGCGGCUUCACAGCAUCUGCGUUAUUUUUUUUGGAGUACAUUGUACGCCUCAGUGGCACUUGAAAACUGAUCAGGAAUGGGAUGAAUUUAUGACCCACAAACUUGUCUUCCUAUUUUUUUCCGCUCAGCGGAUCUUAGAUAUUACAUCCAAAUGCCCUAAUAAAGAUAUAAAUGUGAUUGCUAGCUCUAGGCUUUGCACUUUUUGGAGAAGAAUCUGACCUAAUGACAUUGUAUCUUGGAUGAGUUUUCUAGUUCUAUAGCAGAUUAAAAGUUUGAGAAUUUGUUUGGAUCAAGAGCUCCUCAUAACAAGGUUUGGAUAGAAUGAAAAAAAUGCCGGUUGAUUAACUCAUUGGUUCGAACUAGUUAGAGGUAGAAAUGAUCAAAACUGCUCCGUAAUCUUCUAGGGCACGUAAGUAUGUUUAGCAAUUCUGCAGACUCUAAAAAGAUAUUGCAAAGCGGCUGAUGACUAUAUCUGAUCAACAAAAGAGAUCAUCAUUCCGUGUGGUAUACAG
Messenger RNA from Oldenlandia corymbosa var. corymbosa, 3076 nucleotides. Lineage: Eukaryota; Viridiplantae; Streptophyta; Magnoliopsida; Gentianales; Rubiaceae. The record is from the annotation of a GenBank genome assembly.